AUGUUCAACGGCUUCAACCAAGGUCCGAUGCCACCAAGUGAGGCCGAGCUAGCCACGCAAGCACUCAACGAAGAAGCCCUCUACCGCUUCCCCUCCUUUGACUCCGAUGCCGCCGUCAUGCUCGGACUCUCCCUUCGCAAACGCUUCCGCGCCUCUUCACGUCACGUCAAGGUCCGCGGGAUGGUCCUUUCCAUCCAGACCAUUGCCGGCCACACCCUUUUCUCCUGCACCGUCGGAAACUUGGGUGGAGGGGUCGACGGCGGCGACGUGAGCCUAGACAGCUGGAGAACACUAGAGAGCAUGAUUUCAGUCACACGGCGGACAGGACAUUCAAGUUGGUAUGUCGAAAAAGGCAUGAACGCAAUGGGAAAGACCCAACGACAGCUCGGUAUCCAAACCGAGUACAGGAUUGGUGGCGGAGCGUUUCCAAUAUGGUUGGAGAACGCACCAUGCUGCCCCAUCGCUAUCGUGGCCUGCUAUUCCGGGUCUAGUCAAGAUGACCACCAUCUGGUUGUCACUGCCGUUCGCGACUAUCUCAAAAAGCUUGACCGCCCAAACAUCGUCAGCGUAGGACCUCCCCAAGCCCAAAUGACGACCGGCAUGAGCACCAAUUUGGGUACGAGCACGGGCAUGUCGAGCUUGACUCCGAGCCUGCCGACGAUCCUCUCCAUGUCCCACCAGCACACGGGCCAUACCCACGCGCCCCGCCCCCCAAGCACGGAAUGGGUCCGUGACCCUGCGUCCCGCGGCAUGCAUGACCAUUACGAUGACCACACCCAGGGGGAAGAGAGCGAGUAUUGA
This is a messenger RNA of Epithele typhae, 801 nucleotides long. RefSeq lists its product as uncharacterized. The transcript has 6 exons. Gene Ontology annotation, biological process: post-translational protein targeting to endoplasmic reticulum membrane. Gene Ontology annotation, cellular component: TRC complex. Lineage: Eukaryota; Fungi; Basidiomycota; Agaricomycetes; Polyporales; Epitheliaceae. The coding region runs from base 1 to 801 and encodes 266 amino acids. The record is from RefSeq and is a predicted model, not a curated record.